Molecule: messenger RNA, 377 nt
Organism: Staurois parvus
Lineage: Eukaryota; Metazoa; Chordata; Amphibia; Anura; Ranidae
Source: the annotation of a GenBank genome assembly
CACUGACUGGCACUGAUAGGUGGCACUGAUUGGCAUUGAUAGGUGGCACUGACUGGCACUGAUGGGUGACACUGAAAGGCAGCUCAGAUGGGCACUGAUAUGUGGCAUUGAUGUGCACUGGUAGGCACUGAUAUGUGGCAUUGAUGUGGCACUGAUGGGCACUGGCAGGUGGCAUGGAUGAGCACUGAGAGCUGGCACUGAUGGGCACUGACAGGUGGCCCUGCUGGGGCUACACUGAUCAUCAGAGCACACUGAUCAUCAGUGCCCUGAUGAUCACUGGCAGCGUGACAGCUCAUGAGGAGAGAAAUGUUGAUAACCGGCAUUUCCCUGUUUGGGUUUCAGCCUACCUUAUCUUGGCCAUGUUCCUGAGCAUUGAA